Cryptomeria japonica (Japanese cedar) is the source of this 2055-nucleotide messenger RNA. Its product is annotated as acidic leucine-rich nuclear phosphoprotein 32-related protein. NCBI's taxonomy places the organism in Eukaryota, Viridiplantae, Streptophyta, Pinopsida, Cupressales, Cupressaceae. The coding region runs from base 360 to 1775 and encodes 471 amino acids. The record is from RefSeq and is a predicted model, not a curated record. Gene Ontology annotation, molecular function: histone binding. Gene Ontology annotation, cellular component: nucleus. The transcript has 2 exons.
AGAGGGGGUAUAACUGCUAGCGGUUACAUUUUGGGAGUCGCAUGUGAUUGCUAUGGAGUUUGCGGUUGGGUGAACCAAAGGAAGAAGAAACCUAGUUUUAUGAAGAGGACGAAACGGCCGUCGAAGCACGCAUAUCUUCUCAAGGAGGAGGAACGAUUGAGGAUUUAAGGAUUUUGAGCUCGGAUGCGGCUCUUAGACGCUCUGGUUCGCACUCCUUUGAAUUUGUUGUCUCGAUACCUGCAGUUUGAGUAUUGCAGAUCGCAGUUUGGCCAACAUUUUGUGGGUUUUUGUUCUGCUGUUGAAAUCUAUUGGGGUUUGAGUAAAGAGUAGGCUCUCAGAGAUUAGGGCUUUGAUUUGAGAUGGAUGAAGUGUGGGAAAGGGCAGUCGAGGCAGCUUUGGACGGACAGGAAGAUUCAUCUGCAGCUCGCAGCUUAACUUUGGAUGGAGCAGUUAAGUGUAUCCAUGGACGACUUCCGCCCCCUUCUCUGCUUGAAAAAUUUCAGCAAUUGAGGCAACUAUCUAUCGCAAGCGUCGGUGUUUCUUCGCUUGCCGAUUUUCCCCGCCUGAAGCAUCUGGAGAAGCUUAUUUUAAGCGACAAUCGCAUAGCCGGGGGAUUGGAGUUUCUGGUGCAGGCAGGCCUCGAGUCGCUUCGAGACCUUGACCUAUCAAACAAUAAAAUUCAGUUUAUUGAAGACCUUGAGCCUUUGGCGCAGUUAAAGCUUGUUUCGCUGGACCUUUAUGAGUGUCCUGUAACCAGAGCCGCGGAUUAUAGAGCUAGGGUUUUUGGAUUGAUUAAGACUUUGAAGUAUUUGGACAAGACCGAUGCUGAGGAAAAUGAGCGGCCUGAAUCUGAUGAGGAAGAGGAGGACGAAGAGGAUGAUGACGAUGGAGGUAGCGGAGAGGUGGAAGGGGAGGGGCUUAAGGCGGGCGUAGGGCCGCCAGAGGAGGAAGAGGACGAUGACAGUGAAGAGAGCGACGAGGACGAAGAAGAAACUGUCAGAUUCGCUUUAAAUAAUAACAAUCUUACUCAUGCGAGGACUAAUGGGAUUAGUUUCGGAGGUUCCGGGAUCGAUUCUCGCGGAAAUGACGAAGAUGAUGAAGAGGACACAUCGUCUGAAGAGGAGGAUGUCGAGGAUGAAGAGGAGGAUGCCGCUCGGUUUCGACAGUCGGCUAUGGUUGCCAAGGCGGCGAAUUUUGGGGCCCAAGUCCAUGAAGUGAGCUCUUCUGACGAUGAUGAUGUCGAAGAUGAGGAUGAGGAGGAAGAUGUGGAGAAUGUGCAGGAAGUGCAGGAUGUGGAAGAGAGUGAUGAUGACGAUGAUGAGGAUGACGAAGAUGAGGAUGAGGAUGUGGAGGAAGUGGACCUCGACGAAGACGAGGACGACGACAGUAAGCGUUUUAGCAGCGGACAGGUCGUGACAGGGAAUGAAGUAGAGGUUCAUGAAAUUGACGAGGAGGAUGAAAAUGGGGAAUUGGGUGAGGAAGAUGAUGAUGCGGAGGAAGAGGUUGAGUACGAGGAAGAGGAGGUUGAUGAAGAGGAAGAGGAUUAUGGUACAGAGUAUCUUAUUCAGCCAGUGAAACUAGCAGAGGAUGAAGAAGAAGCCAGUGACUUUGAACCAGGCCUUGAAAAUGGGGAAGAUGAAGAUGAUGAUGAGGAUGAUGAUUUGGAAGAAGAUGAUGAACAGGAGCAGAAACAAGCAACAACAUCAAAGAGAAAGAGAGAUGAAUCUGAUGAAACAGAUGAUAGUGAUGAUGAUGAGAGACCAAACAAGCGUUAGUCCAUUGCUGUUGUAUUCUUGUGCACCGGUAUCUAGCUUUCGCCUCGUUCUUGGCCAGGAAUGGAUUUGGCCUGGAUGCGUAGAUGGUGGUCUCCUUGCUGUAAACAUGUUAUCUUAUACAGAAAGUGCAUUCAAUUUUUUACUUUGUAACAAAUGUAAAAUUCAGCACAGCACGUUAGCCAUGGAGGAAAUUUGGCUUGGUGGGUUGCCUGUUUCAUCUUUUUUGUGACAUGUUACUUUGGCUAAUAUUUACCCUCUUAUACUAUUUACAUUUGUUUGA